Molecule: messenger RNA, 2225 nt
Organism: Mandrillus leucophaeus (drill)
Lineage: Eukaryota; Metazoa; Chordata; Mammalia; Primates; Cercopithecidae
Gene: DEPTOR
Product: DEP domain containing MTOR-interacting protein
Exons: 8
Coding region: 185-1300 (371 amino acids)
Biological process (GO): negative regulation of TOR signaling; intracellular signal transduction
Molecular function (GO): protein binding
Source: RefSeq, a predicted model, not a curated record
CUGGGGCCGGACUAGCCCAGCGCGUCUGCCUACCCACAGGGAUUCCCUCUCCAGCCAAUCCGCUCAGAGCAGAGGAGCUGCCCCGAACAAAGAUGGCGCGGGAGGCGUCUGUGAGGGCAGACUGAUCCGAGCACCCAAACCCUCGGCGGACAGCGGAGCCAGUGGUAGCGGCACGGCCCCAACCAUGGAGGAGGGCGGCAGCACUGGCAGUGCUGCCAGUGACAGCAGUACCAGCGGGAGUGGCGGGGCGCAGCAAAGGGAGCUGGAGCGCAUGGCUGAGGUCUUGGUCACCGGGGAGCAGCUACGGCUCAGGCUGCAUGAAGAAAAGGUUAUUAAAGAUAGACGUCAUCAUCUCAAGACCUACCCAAACUGUUUCGUCGCAAAAGAACUGAUUGACUGGCUGAUUGAACACAAAGAGGCUUCCGACAGAGAGACGGCAAUUAAACUCAUGCAGAAAUUAGCAGACCGGGGCAUUAUUCACCAUGUGUGUGAUGAGCAUAAAGAAUUCAAGGAUGUCAAACUCUUCUACCGCUUUAGAAAGGAUGACGGCACCUUCCCAUUGGAUAACGAAGUGAAGGCCUUUAUGAGGGGACAGAGGCUGUAUGAAAAGCUGAUGAGCCCUGAAAACACACUCCUGCAGCCCAGGGAGGAGGAAGGGGUCAAGUAUGAGCGCACCUUCAUGGCAUCUGAAUUCCUGGACUGGCUGGUUCAGGAAGGUGAGGCCACCACAAGGAAAGAGGCAGAGCAGCUUUGCCACCGGCUUAUGGAGCAUGGCAUCAUCCAGCAUGCUGAAAGCCUAUGUGCUCUAGUGAGCCGAGACCAUCCCCUCGUUGACUGUGUGUGUUCUCUGGCCUACACAGUGAGCCCCAGCAAGGAGAUCAAGAUCGUGUCUGCAGUGAGGAGGAGCAGCAUGAGCAGCUGUGGCAGCAGCGGCUACUUCAGCAGCAGCCCCACCCUCAGCAGCAGCCCCCCUGUGCUCUGCAACCCCAAGUCCGUGCUGAAGAGACCUGUCACCUCUGAGGAACUCCUUACUCCCGGGGCUCCAUAUGCAAGGAAGACAUUCACGAUUGUUGGUGACGCGGUUGGCUGGGGUUUUGUGGUGCGAGGAAGUAAGCCAUGCCACAUCCAGGCUGUAGACCCCAGUGGCCCUGCAGCCGCAGCCGGAAUGAAGGUCUGUCAGUUUGUCGUCUCUGUCAAUGGGCUUAACGUCCUGCACGUAGACUACCGGACCGUGAGCAAUCUGAUUCUGACGGGCCCACGGACGAUUGUCAUGGAAGUCAUGGAGGAGUUAGAGUGCUGAGCUCCUGGGCCUCCCAGCCCUCCAGCGGCCUGUGGGUGAUCGAAGCCAGAAUGACACAAAGCAAUGCAAUGGCAAGAUUUCCAUGCAAAUGGAUGGUUUUGGACAUACGAAUCUUCUCCGCACAUACAUGUCUAAAGUUGAGUUUUAUACACUGAAUGUGGAAGAACCGGGUAUCAUAUCUUUUUUAAAAAAUGUCAGUGUAGAAAACAUUUGGGAAACCGUUUUCCUACAUGAUAGAACUGCCUUACUAGAUUUCUAUUUGUAGUUCUCAUUCAUUGUUUUUUAUCUUAGUUUGCAUUGUUUUGUAUCUUAAUGUGUUGAAAUGCUUCUCUAGCACAAACAGCCACAUCUAAAGUCCCCUUCCUCAGAGUCAAUAGAGUAGUUGUUAAAGGUUUUAAAUUGUACUUUCUCCAAAAUUAGCAUGCAACUAUUUAAUAGGGAAUCUAGAUUUCACCAAGAUUCAAAUCAAAGCAACAUUUAAAGGAAUAAGACCUGCUCACUAGCAUUUUCAAGGGGAUUCUAAAGCAUUCAAGUGCUUAAAAGCCAUAAAAGAUGACUUCUUAAUUCCUGCCUUUAGUGUCAACUUUUAAGUUAAUACAGGUUUCAAUUGUGGCAUUAGCAAAAAAAAAAAAAAAAAAGAAACAAACAAAACAAACUUUGUGAUGCUAUGGGUGGGGCUAGUUAGGGAGAGACUACAUAAAAUUGUGUGCCCCUAUUUUCUUUCUGAUCCUAAAUCAUUUUGUUUUAUAAAUCAGCUAUAGCAUCUUUCUAGAAUUAAUCCUGAGUAUGUUGAAUGUUAAAAUAGAGAAGUUUGUAUAUACACAUUAUUAAAAAUCAACCCUUCUGGCAAUAUUUCACUUUGAAGGUGUCUGUUUUUAAAGGAAGUCUAAAACUUUGCUGAUACGUGAUAAAACUUGAACUCUAA